Arachis stenosperma is the source of this 846-nucleotide messenger RNA. RefSeq lists its product as uncharacterized. Bases 1 to 846 code for a protein of 281 amino acids. The transcript has 2 exons. The record is from RefSeq and is a predicted model, not a curated record. NCBI's taxonomy places the organism in Eukaryota, Viridiplantae, Streptophyta, Magnoliopsida, Fabales, Fabaceae.
AUGGAUAGUGAGGAGAGUUUCGUAACUCUAGUGCAUUGCUCUGGAAAAAGUCAAAAAAGUAAAAGAGACAAUGUUAAGUUUACUGAUAGAGAACAACUGAGUGUUUUUAUCUGGUCAUCGAAUACUUUGUCAGAGAUAAAAAUCAAUAUAUUACAAAAGCUUGGGGUGUGUGGGAUCAAGUGGGUGAAAAAGUUGUUUUACAAGAUUCCUAUUACUGUUGUGUCAACUAGUGUGAAGUAUGAUACAUUUGUGAUAGGGUCCGACGCAGAUAUGCAGUCGACUUCGUUGGGAGGUGCUUCUACAUUGAUACCUGUGGUUGCACCUGCGAUUCCGUUGGUUGAACCUCCAUCUGUUGCACUUGGGAUGGCUAGUGCACCUCGUCUAAUUCCUAAUUUUGCAGGUGAGGGUGAACUGGAUCAAGUUGAAAAUGCGAUGCGAGAGGAUGAUUUGGACGAAGAGCCUGUUGACAUAGUUGGGGACAUUGAUGAGGAUACUCUGAGAAAUCCACCUAUACAGCAUGGCCCAUCAAGUUUUGGCACACAGCAACAUCCUCCACAUUUCUCAACCUUGAACUUGGAAGCCAUCAACCAACAGCCGGACGUAGAUCCUACCUUUGGGGGUCAAGGAUUGCAUGAUGGAACCGCUCCUACUAAAUUUCAGAUUGGCCAAUCUUUUCAGAGUAAAGAGGAAGAUGUGUUGAGUGUAAAGGAUUAUAACAUCCAUUGUGAAGUUGAGUACAGGGUAGUAGAGUCAGAUCAUUUUAAGUACCAUGGGAGAUGCAAGGAGUUUGGUAAAGGUUGCGCGUGGUUGAUUCGCAUCACACUUCGGCAACGAAAGGGUACCUAG